This is a messenger RNA of Xyrauchen texanus (razorback sucker), 2440 nucleotides long. RefSeq names its product four and a half LIM domains protein 3-like. Gene Ontology annotation, molecular function: actin binding; transcription coregulator activity. The record is from RefSeq and is a predicted model, not a curated record. Gene Ontology annotation, biological process: actin cytoskeleton organization. The coding region runs from base 169 to 1005 and encodes 278 amino acids. Gene Ontology annotation, cellular component: Z disc; stress fiber; nucleus. The transcript has 6 exons. Lineage: Eukaryota; Metazoa; Chordata; Actinopteri; Cypriniformes; Catostomidae.
GGGGGAAACUGCAGUUACACACACCUCUGUGUCUCGGUCGCGCGUCUGCACUCCACGCGUCCAAACGAACGCGCACAAAUUUUCGCGCCAGGACAGCUGGACACUUGAAUACCACGGACUGGAGUGCGUCUCUCUCUCUGUGUAAGACUCAGAUCAAAGCCAAGCAUCAUGUCAGAACCGUUUAACUGCGAGGGCUGUAAAGAGUCUCUGUACGGCAGGAAAUACAUCCAGAUGGACGAUGUACCACACUGUAUCCCAUGUUACGACCGUCUGUACGCCAACACCUGUCACGAGUGCAAAGAGCUCAUCGGACACAACACACGGGAGCUGUUUUAUGAGGACAGGCACUAUCAUGAAAACUGUUUCUGCUGCUCACGCUGCAGACGUUCCCUGGCCGACGAGUCGUUCACCUGUCAGGAAGACGCUUUGGUGUGUAAUGACUGUUACUGCAACGAGUUCUCUUCAAAAUGUGUGGCUUGUGGCAAGACUGUGAUGCCAGGCUCUAAACGGUUAGAGUACGAGGGAAGUGCCUGGCACGAGGAAUGUUUUGUUUGCUGUGGUUGUAAGGAGCCCAUCGGUGCCCAGGCCUUCAUCCCAGAUAAGGGUGACUACUACUGUGUGCCCUGCUUCGAGGGACGAUUCGCCCCACGCUGCGCUCACUGCAAACAGGCAGUGGUUCAGGAUGGCGUUACGUACAGAGACGAGCCCUGGCAUAAAGAGUGUUUCCUGUGUACUGGUUGUAAAUGCCAGCUCGCCGGGCAGCCCUUCACCACUCAGGGGCAAGACCCGUACUGCGUCAAAUGCUUUAGCAAGCUGCAUGCCCAAAUGUGCGCCUCCUGCAACAAACCCAUCACAGGUUUUGGAGAAGGGAAGUAUGUCUCGUUUGAGGCUCGUCAGUGGCAUCAGCCGUGUUUUAAGUGUUCCAAGUGUUCAGUGUCUCUGGUCGGGGCUGGAUUCUUCCCUGAUGGAAAAAAGAUUCUCUGCAAAAGCUGCAAUGCCAAAUAACUCACAACACAUUCCUUGAUGUAUAGCAGUUGUUCAACAUACCUCUGUUUAAAGAGGCUCUAUUAUGCUUUUUGUGAUUUUACCUUUCCUUUAGCUGUUUGUGCAUGUAUACGGUCUGCAAAGUUAAAGACCAUGCCAAAGGGAGUUACACUCUCCCGCAGAAAACACUGCUCCUGAACUGCCCUGAAACGCCUGGUUUGCAGUCCAGCCAUUACUUCCGUGACUUAGCUAUGUCACCAUGUAACACAUUUGCAUAAUGCCCGCCUAAUGGUGCGUUCACAUACAACGUGGAAAACAAUUUCGCAUUGCUCGCGCGAGUUUGACCGCUGGAUUAAAUUUGUGUUUAAACUUGCGUUCAUGCGAGUAACGCGAUCCCGCGAGUAUUCCCCCUUCUCUUCCGGAAAAGGACAGGAGGAGGGGCUUCUAUGACAACUUAUCUUUCCGAUAUCAACCAUGGCCGAUAUCACAACGAUUGCUGCUCUGUAUCUGUUGUGGAAGUCCCAGAUACGUUGAUGUUGUGUCAUACAAUUCCAUGUGCCCACACACCGCUACAAUAUUUUUCUCAUCCCAUUUUUCCUGAUUUCUUCUGCAACUACGUCAGUACGUCAGUGACAUCCGGAAAAUCUCAAUGCUGAUAGGCUUUCGCAACAACACGUCAUGCAAAUUUCUCACUCGAGUUGAAAAAUUUGAACACGCGAAUGAAGUGAUUUUGCGUUAUCGCUUCGCGCCAUUCGCUUCAUUCGUGCCGCCCGCCACGAAUUCGCACCUAUUCGAAUCCAGCAUGUCCACAUGCCUCAAUGUCCUCAGAUGCUGUUGAUUUUAUUAUUGAAGUCUUCAUUUGCAUAAUUUUGCUUUUACAUUUGAGAAAUCUCCACAUACCCAAUGUUUGCAUAGUCUUCAGGCCUUUACAUUGGCUCUGGACAGCAACAUUCUUCAAUUAAAUUUACAUUUGAACAAUACACACACUGACCCAAAUGACUGUGUGAAGUCAUGCAUUCACCAAGACCAGAUAAUGCUGUUAGAAAUUGGAGGAAAAUAUUAUUGUCUGUAUUUUACACGGUACACUUGACCCACUCCAUCCACCGAGUGCACCGUUUAUCCACACAAAUGCAUCAUUUUGUUAUUUUCUCACAUUUGAAUAUAUAAAUGGUAAUUCAUUAACUGAUGACUAACAGAUUUUAGCACCUAUCUGUAUCUCACAACAAAAAGCAGAUCAAAAUGAUCAUUAAAGUCUUUUAAUUAUGAUGGAAAAUCUUGUGAGAAGCCUUUAUUUUUAUCUCACUAUUUGCCCAUUUUACCAAAUGCCAGAUUUCUGACUGAUUUUUUACCCAAAUAAGGACAUGCAUCACUAAAAGAUACUUGUGGAACAAAAUUUCCAAACAUGAUUGAAUGCCAGAAUUACACAAAAGUCUCCACUUUUGCACUUCAGCAGGAA